CAUAUCGGAUAUACGUCAUACUUGGCAAUAAAAAAAUAUUUUUGAACAAGUUAGCUCAUAUAGUGCUAAAUUGAAGAAAUAAUAGUGCCUCUGUACUUCGUCGCAGCUAUAUAAUAUUAUCACAACAUGAAUUUCUCACAGAACUUAAACCACACUCUUCAGAAGAAAGUUUCCGAGAGUAUUGUUCCGCCGGUACUACAAUGCUCAUUUGGUAUUUUAGGCAAUCUAACUGCGAUUGUUUUGCUUUGCGUGUCUUCUAGAAGACAUAAGUGGAAACCGUUCCACAGAUUUGUUUGUGGAUUAGCAGUGACAGACCUAUGUGGCAUAGCAUUUGUAUACCCUGCCGUUAUAGUUCGCUAUGCAUCUGGAUUUACAUACGAUUAUCCAAAGGAAUUGUGUGAAUUUGUUUCUUUCGUUUUCAGUUUUUCAUUUAUGUCCUCAGCUUUGAUAGUGAGUGGAAUGUCUUUAGAUAGAUUUUUGGCAAUUGUUUACCCCCAUCUUUACAGAAAUUCUCCAAAGAGAAGAACCAAUGCUAUUUUGUUUGCAAUCUGGCUCUUCACAGCUAUAAUUUCGUCCUUAAACCUAAUGGGGCUAGGAUCCGUCAAAAACUUUUAUCCUGGGUCAUGGUGUUUUAUUAAUUUUGCAAGCACUGGAUUUUUGGAGAGGCUCAAUACUUAUAUCUAUUCCGUUGUUGGAUUCAUUGUGAUGGCUGGUACUGCUUUCCUAAACAUCGCAGUAGUAGUAACCGUUUGCAGAAGGCCAAAAGUUUCAAAAGACACGCCAAAAGGGAAGAGGAACGAGAUAUUCGUUAUAAUAUUUUUGUUUUCCAUUGUAACUUUGUUUUCUAUUUGCUGGAUACCAUUAAUGGUCCGAAUGCUGAUAAAUGCUAGUUCCAGUAAUCCAAGGAACGGCCCAGAAGAAUUAUUAGCUGUUCGAAUGACCAUCACCAAUGCCAUUAUCGAUCCAUGGAUAUACAUCAUUCUGCGCAAAGAAAAUCUGGUCAAAAUGUCACGCUUGCAAGAGAGAUUAUACGAUUGUUUACGACUGAGAACGGUGUAUACUACCACUGAAUCCCUACCUACAAAGGACGAAUCAAAUGCGAUUGAAGGUUCAGCUGCAAACACUGCCACCACAUGUUCUACGGAGUUAUAAACUGGAUCAAACUCGUUUAUAAGCACACAACUGUGCCAAGUAGUGAAGUGCCAAUAAUUUUUUAUGAAAUGAUCAAUAAUUUGACACCUUUUUUUUCAGAUUAUUCCUUCUUUAUCGAAGAAAAUUGCAUACCAAAACAUUUGUGUUAUAAAUAUUAGUCAACGGAAUUUUUUUUUAUUUUUUCAUGUUUAUGUUUUUU
This is a messenger RNA of Saccostrea cuccullata (small rock oyster), 1351 nucleotides long. RefSeq names its product prostaglandin E2 receptor EP4 subtype-like. NCBI's taxonomy places the organism in Eukaryota, Metazoa, Mollusca, Bivalvia, Ostreida, Ostreidae. Gene Ontology annotation, biological process: adenylate cyclase-activating G protein-coupled receptor signaling pathway; positive regulation of cytosolic calcium ion concentration; inflammatory response. The record is from RefSeq and is a predicted model, not a curated record. The transcript is spliced from 2 exons. Gene Ontology annotation, cellular component: plasma membrane. Gene Ontology annotation, molecular function: G protein-coupled receptor activity. The coding region runs from base 127 to 1152 and encodes 341 amino acids.